Messenger RNA from Didymella exigua CBS 183.55, 1008 nucleotides. RefSeq lists its product as uncharacterized. Bases 1 to 1008 code for a protein of 335 amino acids. The record is from RefSeq and is a predicted model, not a curated record. The transcript is spliced from 2 exons. NCBI's taxonomy places the organism in Eukaryota, Fungi, Ascomycota, Dothideomycetes, Pleosporales, Didymellaceae.
AUGAGGUUCUCAAACAACUUCGCUGUUGCCGUACUGGCCCUGUCCGGCGUCGAUGCUCUGUCAAUCCCUUCGCGUAGUUUAAUUAACGCCAUCUCCAAGACCUACACGCCUUCUUUCGUCAAGCGACAGCUCGAGAUCGGUGGCCUCACACUCGGCGGUUCAGGUGGUGGCAUCAGUGGCGAUGGUCUCAAGCUAGGCGGAAAGGGCAAUUCCACAUCAACUACUGGUGCUCAGCCAAAGGCUGGCAAGGGCGGCGCAACGGGGGCUGGAGCAGCCGCCUCUAGAAAUGGAACGUCAGCCACCCAGCCAGCUGGGGCGAGGCAGAGCAAGAAACCGAAGGCCGGUAAGGGCGGCGCAAUAGGAGGUGCCGGUAGAAAUGGAACGUCAGCUACCCAGCCAGCCGCAGCGAAGCAGAGCAAGGGACCAAAAGCUGCGGGCGGUGGCGCAAUGCAGGCCGGAGGAGGUGCCGGUAGAAAUGGAACGACAGCUGCCCAGCCAGCAGGGGCGAAGGAGAGCAAAAAACCGAACGCUGCGGGGGGUGGCACCGCAGGAGAGGGCGCUGGAAACAAACCUGCUGCUGCUAAGGAGAGCGCUGCGCCGAAGGCCACUGGGGCCGGAGCACCAAAAGAGCCUGCCGCCGCAAAAGAGACAGUAGCACCCAAACCCGCAUCCUCUGGUGGAAAAGGUACCGAGUCUCAGCCAGGUCGUGCUGAAGGUGACGCCGCUCGUGCCGGAGCUGAGGCCGAAGCUGCUGCCGCCGAGGGUGAGAAGCCCGCCGCUGCUGGUGGGAAGCCCGAGGGCGUGAAGGCUACCCAGGAAGCAGAGCAGUUCUCCGAGGAAGCUGGGGUUACACUGGGCAAGGAUGGUAACGCGCAGAACUUGGGCGGCGACCUGGGUAUUACGAAGGGCAGCGAUGGAUCUACGAGCGUGGGCGGCAAGAGCGGGAUCAACGUCGCCGCUGAUGGCACGGCUACACUGAAGGGCAAUGAGAAAUUGCUAGAGGAUUAG